Brenthis ino (lesser marbled fritillary) is the source of this 1314-nucleotide messenger RNA. Lineage: Eukaryota; Metazoa; Arthropoda; Insecta; Lepidoptera; Nymphalidae. The record is from the annotation of a GenBank genome assembly.
AUGAAAGAUACUCCUCCUGCUGCGGCUCCAACAGGCGAUGUGGACACGAGGAAUGUAGUAAAAAACAGAGAACUUCUAUAUCGUAUGAUUAUAAGUCAACUUCACUAUGAUGGAUUUCAACCUAUAGCCGCAACAUUAUCUGCUACUGUGCAUGCUGAUCCACCAUGUCCUCCGAGUGACAGAUUACUCAACCUAAUGAUGGUUGGUCUUCAACAUGAGCCAGACAGAAAAGACAGACUGGCAGCAUCUAGUGGUGCGGAGCAUUUACUCGGAACUACAGGAUUUGAUUUGGAGUUUGAAAUGGACGCGUCAUCCCUUGCCCCGGAGCCUGCGACGUAUGAGACGGCGUACGUGACGUCACACAAGAUGGCGUGUCGCGCGGGCGCGUUCAGUGCGUGCGGACAGCUAGUGGCGACUGGUAGUGUUGAUGCUAGUAUAAAGAUAUUGGAUGUAGAGCGUAUGUUGGCAAAGUCAGCCCCUGAAGAAGUGGAUCCGGGGAGAGAGCAACAAGGACAUCCUGUUAUACGAACUUUAUAUGACCAUACAGAUGAAAUAACAGCGUUAGAUUUUCAUCCCCGAGAGCAAAUCUUGGUGUCAGCAUCCCGGGACUGUUGCAUCAAAUUGUUUGACAUAACGAAGGCUUCCGCUAAAAAAGCUUAUAAGUCUAUAACAGAUGCAGAACAGGUGCUCUGCGUAGCUUUCCAUCCUCUCGGAGAUCACAUCAUAGCAUCUACCACUCACCCCGUGAUACGGCUAUACGAUGUCACUACGAGUCAGUGUUUCGUCUGCCCCAUACCGUCGCACCAUCAUAAGAAACAAGUUAAUAGUAUUAAGUUUUCCCCGAACGGUAAAUAUUUUGCGAGUGGUAGUGCCGAUGGUACGGUCAAGUUGUGGGACACAGUGUCUAACAGAUGUUUCAACACAUUUAACGCCCACGACGGGGCUGAGGUGUGUUCGGUGGCUUUUACCAGAAAUAGCAAGUAUCUCCUAACAUCUGGUAUGGAUUCGUCGAUUAAAUUAUGGGAAUUGGCGAGCAGUCGGUGUCUUAUACAAUACACUGGGGCGGGGACUACAGGUAAGCAAGAGCAUCAUGCCCAAGCAGUGUUCAAUCACACGGAGGACUAUGUGAUGUUUCCCGACGAAGCGACUACUUCACUUUGCACGUGGCAUUCGAGAAGUGCGAGCCGUUGUCAGCUUAUGUCCUUGGGGCAUAAUGGGGCUGUUAGGUAUAUAGUGCAUUCGGGUACUGCCCCAGCAUUUUUGACGUGUAGCGAUGACUAUAGAGCAAGGUUUUGGUACAGACGUAAUACUCAU